Molecule: messenger RNA, 660 nt
Organism: Helobdella robusta
Lineage: Eukaryota; Metazoa; Annelida; Clitellata; Rhynchobdellida; Glossiphoniidae
Exons: 4
Molecular function (GO): oxidoreductase activity
Source: RefSeq, a predicted model, not a curated record
CUGUUCGGAGUUUUGCUCGUUAUACUUAUUUCAUUAUGGAUGGCCAUAUACCACGGCGGAUUCGAAUGGUAUCAUGAAAAAGCUUUUAAUUUCCAUCCUUUGUUUAUGGUUCUUGGAAUGGUUUUCUUUUAUGCUGAAGCAAUAUUGGUCUAUAGAGUGUUUAGAAAUAAAAAGAAAAUUGUGUUGAAAUUAUUUCAUGCUUCUCUAAAUGUUCUUGCUUUCAUUUUUGGUGCUCUCGGAUUGAAAGCAGUCUUUGAUUCUCAUAAUUUAAUUGAUAAACCAAUUCCUAAUUUGUAUUCAUUGCACAGCUGGUUGGGUAUCACAACAGUAGUCUUGUUUGCAGUUCAGUGGUUGUUUGGACUGUUUGGAUUUUUAUUGCCAGUGAGCAACCUAAAAUUUAAAAAAAUAUUGAUGCCAAUUCAUUUAUUCUUUGGGAUCGUAAUCUUCGUCUUGGCUACAUUGACGUCAUUGACUGGUUUAACUGAAAAGGCAUUGUGGACGCUAGAUAAAACUUAUCAACUUUUUGUUCCUGAGGGUGUGUUAAUCAACGUGAUGGGGUUGUUGUUGGUCAUCUUUUGCAUCUCCAUAGUUUUCCUGGUCGUCAAUCCAAAUUAUAAACGUGUUGCUAAAGCUGAAGACGGUGUUAAUUUAAUCAACUAA